AUGUUUGGUGAUGCUCCUCCUCUACCUACAUGUACGGAAUCAUAUGCCUUCCAGGUGGCUGGUCAUUCUCGAGAAAAUGCAAGUAGUUUUGAAAUACUUCGAGAUAAAUCUAAACCAAUUAUAUACAAGUCAUUACAAGAUCGUGAAAGAGGUAUGCGUGAAGUGAUGUUUUAUCAAAGUGUAUUUUCACCGGAUGCUUCGGAAGCACUUAAACGUCUUCGUCAAUUUAUUCCAACUUAUUAUGGAGUUUUUCAAUGUCCAGGAACUAAAGCUUACUACAUGGCUUUAUCUGAUCUGGUGGCCGAUUUCAAACAACCAAAUAUCUGUGAUUUUAAAAUGGGUACAGUCAUAAAUUACCCGGAAGAUUCAAUCCCACCUGAACAAUUUCAAUAUACCUGGCGUCGUGAACUAGGUAUCAUGUUAGCCGGUAUUCAGAUUUCCGAUCCAGUGAAUCAUUGUUUAAUCAAGUUGAAUAAAGCAUUUGGACGCACUUUAACUCCAGAACAAGUUUAUUCACUUUGUGUAAAACCAUUUCUAGGUGCAGAUCGUACCUAUAGUAUUAAACUUGCACAAAGUUAUAUCACACAACUUAAUCGUAUUUUAAAUUGGUAUGUGGAAUAUGGUGCGAAAGAGCUCACAUUCUGUCGUUCCUCACUUUUAUUGAUUCAUGAGUCAUUGACGAUUGACAACAGUAAUAAUGAUCACUGUCUUUCUGAAACGUGUUCUGAAUCAUCUCCUAUAUCAUCAUCUACCACAAUAACAUCUGACAAUCAGUCAGUCAGUAGUUCAAAUGAUACUACCAACUCCGAUACUCCUAUUUCUUCAAAUGGAAAGAAUAUUAGUAACAUAAGCAGUGACAGUGAUGGUCAUAAUACUGCACAUACAGAGGUUUAUUUAAUUGAUUUUGUCCGUUGGAAAGCUAAAUCAUCUACUAAUGACAAUGAUAGUAGUGGUGGUGGUUGUAGUAAGGAUUGUUGGAGUUGUGAACUAACUGAUGGUUUUCGGCAUGGAUUGGAAACGUUGAUCAAGUUAAUGCAACAUGUGGUUGAUACAGAAAAUUCAGCUGAAAUAGAACAAUGUUAAUGUUGAAUGAUUCUAUCAUUAUUGUUACAUACAGAUUGGUAUUUGUCAACUUUCUGAAAUUGAUUUACAUCUACACACAUAUAUGCUCAGUAGCGUUAUAUGUUCUCGCUUCUGAUUGGAUACUGUGACUUACUCAUUAACCCUCCUGCAUCUCUCUCUGUCUCUUUGAAUUGCACUGUAGUUGUGUUUGUUUCUUAUAAUUAUUCUUAUUUACUGCUUACUACGUUCAUGUGUAGUUCGCUUAGAAACAAAAGAUUUCUGCAUUCUGAGUUCUUAGAUUUAUCUUUAUCCUUAUUGAUUUUAAUUUUGUUUUUAUUAUGUAUACGUACACCUAUUUUUGAAG
Messenger RNA from Schistosoma rodhaini, 1426 nucleotides. The record is from the annotation of a GenBank genome assembly. NCBI's taxonomy places the organism in Eukaryota, Metazoa, Platyhelminthes, Trematoda, Strigeidida, Schistosomatidae.